Molecule: messenger RNA, 1957 nt
Organism: Musca domestica (house fly)
Lineage: Eukaryota; Metazoa; Arthropoda; Insecta; Diptera; Muscidae
Product: mucin-2-like
Exons: 2
Coding region: 70-1941 (623 amino acids)
Source: RefSeq, a predicted model, not a curated record
GAAAAUCUGAGAAUUUUCACAAACAGUUGACUGUUUAGUUUCGAACGUGAGUGUUGUCAGCUGGUCGAUAUGAGAUCGGCAGCAUUGUUAGUGGUUUGCCUGCUGUGUGUAAACCUCAUACAGGCACGAGUUUUUCCACAAUGGUUUGGUCGACUAGAUGAAAUCCGUGAUCGCCAUCAGGGCGAAGAGAAACAUUAUGAGUCCCGCAACGAACAACGUUAUCAAGGGGAGCGUAACAGUUCGGAAGAGCAUCAGUAUCAUCAUGACUAUCAAGGUUAUCAUGGACACGAACAUGGUCACGGGCAUGGUCAUGGUCACGGACAUGGACCACCAGCAUGGAACACAACCUGGUCUCCACCCACAAAUUCCACACCAUCUUGGAACACAACAUGGACACCACCUGUAAACAAUUCGACCUGGCGUCCACCAUCUUGGAAUACAACUUGGACACCACCUACCACUAAUUCCACACCAUCAUGGAAUAGUACCUGGUCUCCACCCACAAAUUCCACACCAUCAUGGAACACAACCUGGACACCACCUGUAAAUAACUCAACCUGGCGUCCACCAUCUUGGAAUACAACAUGGACACCACCUACCACUAAUUCCACACCAUCUUGGAACAGUACCUGGUCCCCACCAUCGUGGAAUACUACAUGGACUCCACCCACGACCAACUCGACACCUUCGUGGAAUACCACCUGGUAUCCUCCAGUAACCAACUCGACACCAUCUUGGAAUACCACUUGGUAUCCUCCAGUAACCAAUUCCACACCCUCCUGGAACACAACCUGGGCACCACCAGUUACUAAUUCUACUUGGCGUCCCCCCUCAUGGAAUACCACAUGGACUCCGCCUACGACAAAUUCGACACCAUCAUGGAAUUCUACCUGGACUCCGACUCCAUCAUGGAAUACCACAUGGACUCCACCGACGACUAAUUCAACACCAUCCUGGAAUACCACCUGGUAUCCCCCAGUUACCAAUUCGACACCAUCAUGGAAUACAACCUGGUAUCCUCCUGUCACCAAUUCGACACCAUCGUGGAACACAACCUGGUAUCCUCCAAUCACCAACUCGACACCUUCGUGGAAUACCACCUGGUAUCCUCCAGUCACCAACUCGACACCAUCGUGGAACACCACCUGGUAUCCUCCAGUAACAAAUUCCACACCAUCGUGGAACACCACCUGGUAUCCUCCAGUAACAAAUUCCACACCUUCCUGGAACACAACGUGGGCACCACCAGUUACUAAUUCUACUUGGCGUCCCCCCUCUUGGAAUACCACAUGGACACCGCCUACGACAAAUUCGACACCAUCAUGGAAUUCGACCUGGACUCCACCUGGCAAUAAUUCGACGCCAUCAUGGAAUACCACUUGGACACCACCAACAACUAAUUCCACACCUUCGUGGAAUACCACCGGGAUUCCGCCAGUGACAAACUCGACAUGGGGCACGCCAUCAUGGAAUACUACCCACACCACGCCCUCGUGGAACAGUACCCACACCACGCCCUCGUGGAAUAGUACCCACACCACACCUUCGUGGAACAGUACUCACACCACGCCCUCAUGGAAUAGUACCCACACCACACCCUCGUGGAAUAGUACCCACACCACGCCCUCGUGGAACAGUACCCUCACCUCACCCUCGUGGAACAGUACCUGGACAACACCGUCGUGGAACAACACCUGGAGUACCCCAGCUUGGUCCACACCCACAUGGAAUAACACCUGGACAACACCCUCGUGGAACAACACCUGGAGUACCCCAGCUUGGUCCACACCCACAUGGAAUAACACCUGGACAACACCCAAAUGGAAUGGUACUUGGAGUUCCCCAAUUUGGACAACACCCUCGUGGAAUAGCACCUGGAGUUCGCCAACAUGGACAACGCCUAAAUGGAAUAACACCUGGACCACCACAAGACCCCUGUAAAUCUAUUGAAAAAAUU